Sinocyclocheilus anshuiensis is the source of this 2301-nucleotide messenger RNA. RefSeq names its product extracellular calcium-sensing receptor-like. The coding region runs from base 1 to 2301 and encodes 766 amino acids. Gene Ontology annotation, biological process: G protein-coupled receptor signaling pathway. Gene Ontology annotation, molecular function: G protein-coupled receptor activity. The transcript has 6 exons. Gene Ontology annotation, cellular component: plasma membrane. Lineage: Eukaryota; Metazoa; Chordata; Actinopteri; Cypriniformes; Cyprinidae. The record is from RefSeq and is a predicted model, not a curated record.
AUGCUUAUCUUUCUUUACACACUCCUGCUUUUCCAUCACCUUAAUGUGAAGGCGGAAUUUUUUGUUUGCAGAAUAAUGGGUGACCCUAAAUACCCACUGUUUUCCAAGGAUGGAGACAUAACUAUUGGAGCAAUUUUGGCAAUACACAGCAAAUUAGCAUUAUCUUCAUUUGAGUUCACACAAAAACCUCAGCUUCUAUCAUGCUCCAGUGUGAAUCUACAAGAUUUUCGGAUGGUUCAAAUGAUGAUCUUUGCCAUAGACGAAAUUAACAAAAAUGAAAUUUUGCUCCCAAAUGUUUCUAUUGGCUACAGAAUUUAUGAUAGCUGUGGUUCAAGAAUGGCUUCUAUGAGUGCAACUAUGGCACUGAUGAAUGGACCAGAGUUUGCAGCAGGGGAGACAUGCAAUGGACGGUCCUCUAUACAUGCAAUCAUAGGGGAACCACAAUCUUCUGCCACAGUAAUUCUGUCCAGAACAACAGGAUCUUUUAAAAUUCCAGUGAUAAGUCACUCAGCCACAUGUGAAUGUCUCAGUAAUAGAAAAUAUUACCCUUCUGUCUUCAGGACUAUUGCUAGUGAUUACCACCAGAGCAGAGCACUUGCAUACAUAGUUAAAUACUUUGGCUGGUCUUGGGUGGGAGCUGUGAACAGUGACAAUGACUAUGGAAACUACGGAAUGGCCAUAUUUCUGAAUAUAACCCAGGAAGAGGGCAUUUGUGUGGAGUACUCUGUGAAAUUCCAGAGAACAGAGACUGAAAAACUAAAAAUCGUAGUAGACACAAUAAAAAAAGGCACUGCAAAAGUGGUUGUUGCAUUUCUUACCAGUUUUGAGAUGAACAAUCUACUUGAUCAGCUAAGUAUUCAAAACAUUACAGGCCUCCAGGUGAUUGGUGUGGAGGCAUGGAUAACAGCAAGCAGUAUGAUCACGCCAAACAGUUUUCGUGUACUGGGAGGGUCACUGGGGUUUGCAGUGAAAAAAAUCAAUAUCCAAGGUUUUGCAGAUUAUGUUCUAAAAGCAUUCUGGGAAACAGCUUUUCCAUGCUCACAGACUGAGACAAAUUCUUCUCAAACUGAAUUAAGUAGUAGAUAUCAUGAUCUGCUUGUGCUCAAAAACUAUAAUGAAGAUGUGCCUGAACAAAGAUAUGCAAGUAAUGUGUACAAAGCAGUUUAUGCUGUGGCUCAUUCACUACACAGUCUAUUCAAGUGCAAAGAAAAUGAAGGGUGCAAGAAAAACUUAACAAUACAACCACAACAGGUGGUUGAAGCUCUGAAAAAUGUCAAUUUCACUGUAAAGAUGGGAGAUCGUGUGUGGUUUGACAGCACUGGUGCCACAGUAGCCCAAUAUGAAGUUGUGAACUGGCAGCAGAAUUCAGAUGGAUCAAUCCAGUUUAAGCCGGUGGGAUACUAUGAUGCCUCACUGCCUCCUGACCAGCGCUUUGUGCUCAACACUGAAAACAUAAUCUGGGCUGGAGGACAGCUCGAGAAGCCAAGGUCUGUGUGCAGUGAGAGCUGUCCUCAAGGCACUAGGAAGGCUGCACAGAAAGGAAGACCUGUCUGCUGUUAUGACUGUAUUCCAUGUGCAGAAGGAGAAAUCAGUAAUGAGACAGAUUCAAAUAACUGCAGGCAGUGUCCAGGGGAAUACUGGUCUAAUGCUGAGAAAAAUAAAUGUGUGUUAAAGACUGUAGAGUUUCUGUCUUUCACAGACGUUAUGGGUUUUGUGCUGGUCUUUUUCUCACUGUUUGGAGUAGGAUUAACUCUGCUGGUGGCCAUCCUAUUUUACAACAAGAAGGACACCCCCAUAGUAAAAGCCAACAACUCAGAGCUGAGUUUCCUGCUGCUCUUCUCACGACUCAGUGUUGUUUCCUUUACACUAAUACAGGUUUUUAUCUGUGUGCUUUGGCUUACAAUAUCUCCUCCAUUUCCCUAUAAAAAUAUGAAAUACUAUAAUGAAAAGAUCAUUCUUGAGUGCAGUCUAGGUUCUACUAUAGGUUUCUCUGCUGUUCUUGGUUAUAUUGGCCUACUGGCUGUCUUGUGCUUCAUUUUAGCUUUUCUGGCUCGCACACUGCCUGAUAACUUCAAUGAAGCCAAAUUCAUCACAUUCAGUAUGCUGAUAUUCUGUGCUGUAUGGAUCACAUUUAUUCCAGCUUAUAUCAGUUCUCCUGGAAAAUUUACUGUAGCUGUGGAGAUUUUUGCCAUUUUAGCCUCAAGCUUUGGGUUAUUACUUUGCAUAUUUGCACCAAAAUUUUAUAUCAUCUUGCUUAAGCCUGAACAAAAUACAAAGCAACAUGUGAUGGGAAAGAUUUAA